AUGGCCAAGACACAUACUACUCUCUUUCCAACCCCACCACUAGACGAAUGCAAAGCGCCGAUUGAGAAUGUGUUUGAACUGACUCCUGUGCCCAGCAACGAUGGCCAAGCCGUCUUCACCAACACCCAUCCUCUAUGGCAUCCCUCUGGAUCCCGUGGAGUAUACGGAGGGACUCUCAUCGCCCAGUCCCUCUCAGCAGCCAUGCUCACUGUUCCCUCUACUGUCAACAUGCACAGUAUGCAUUGCCAUUUUCUCAUUGCAGCGACAGCAGAGACACCCAUUUAUUACCAUGUUGAUCAUGUCAAUGAUGGUGAUAGUAUGGACGAAAAGGUCCUAGAGCACUCCAGAUCGAAACCUGAUGUUUCAGUGCCGCAAGAUCCUGCGGCAGGAGAAGGUACUGGGAACGGGCUGUUUGAAUCUCGAAUUGUGGACAGUGACAUUGACACCUAUUUUAUUGGAACCCUGUGGCGAGUCUACAAUCUAUCGCCUUACCCUUCUCCACCACCUACAGAUCAGGAAGAGCCAAACCAAAAGGCCGAAAAAAUCGAAGUGAUGGCCAGCCUCAACCAUUCCAUAUACCUACAUCACCCACAGGCGGUCCGAGUAGACGACUGGAUGCUCACAGAAAUGGAGACUCCAUGGGCAGGAAAUGAGCGAGGUCUGGUUGUACAGCGGAUAUGGUCCACAGAUGGAAUUCUCGUUGCUACCUGCAUUCAAGAGGCUUUGGUGCGGCUGAAGCAACAUGAAACUCCGAAGCACAUGCUAUGA
This is a messenger RNA of Aspergillus thermomutatus, 768 nucleotides long. RefSeq names its product acyl-CoA thioesterase. The record is from RefSeq and is a predicted model, not a curated record. The transcript has 5 exons. Bases 1 to 768 code for a protein of 255 amino acids. Gene Ontology annotation, biological process: fatty acid catabolic process; acyl-CoA metabolic process. Lineage: Eukaryota; Fungi; Ascomycota; Eurotiomycetes; Eurotiales; Aspergillaceae. Gene Ontology annotation, molecular function: fatty acyl-CoA hydrolase activity. Gene Ontology annotation, cellular component: peroxisomal matrix.